CGUCGCCAUGGCAACGGGGGGAAGCCGUUGGAAAGGAGCCGUUGAAGGGAGAAGCCGGUGUGGUUGGGUGAAGAAGGGGCUCGGGCAACCAGGCUUCCCCCGGUAACAUCUCCUUAGUGAGAGGAAGGACGGCGAAGACACCUUGAGUGGGCAGCAAAGAAGAGAAAGAGAGGAGGCACACCUCAUUUUGGGAAUUUGAAAGGUGAAAAAUUCAACACAUGUUGUAGGGGAGCGAGCAGAUAUAUCAACAGUGUUGUGGGCACCUUGAAAAGCAACGAACAACACUACAUCUCAGAAGUCAGGCAUAUAAUAGGAACACUUCAAAAUGCAUCCACUCAAUGAAGAACCUGGGUCAGGAGAGGCUGUUGCAGGGGAAGAGAAUGGUCAAGGGAUGAAAGACUGCAGGCAGGUGGACCCCUAUUCCAACAAUGAGGACAACUUCACAAAACCAGAACUACAGCCUCAACUCCCAGAAGGAGAACAAGGAACAGAAAAAGAUCCUGCCAAUGAGCAACUGAAGUCGGAAAUUAUUAGGAAUGACUGUGGUAAUGGAGAACCAGGCAAAGGAGUAAGGCCAGUCAGACUAUUCAUUUCACAUAGCAAAGCACCACAGAAGAGAGGCAGCUCUGUGACCAACAUACAUCAACAGAAUGAGGAAAAUAGAAAUGGUGACCAAAAGCCGGUGGCUGGCUCAUCCUGUGAACAAUCAAACAAACAAGGUGGUUUGAGAAUGACCAAAAAGAUACUGAGGGACCUCUGCAAACAGCAUAAAUUGUAUGUGACUCCAUCCUUGAACGACACCCUCUAUCUCCAUUACAAAGGAUUUGAUCGUCUGGAGAACCUGGAAGAAUAUACAGGAUUGAAGUGCUUAUGGCUGGAAUGCAAUGGCUUGACUAAGAUUGAGAACCUGGAUGCACAGACAGAUUUGCGUUGCCUUUAUCUGCAGCUGAAUUUAAUAAAUAAAAUUGAGAAUCUUGAACCCUUGGAAAAGCUGGACUCUCUCAACCUCAGCAACAAUUAUGUCAAGACAAUUGAAAACCUCUCUUGUUUGAAAGUUCUGCACACUCUACAGAUUGCUCACAAUCAGCUGCAAACAGUUGAAGACAUACAACACUUACAGCAAUGCCCAAGUAUCAGUGUCCUUGACCUGUCUCACAAUAGGCUAGAUGAUCCAAACAUUUUAGAUGUCCUGGAGACCAUGCCUGAUUUGCGUGUAUUGAACUUAAUGGGAAAUGAGGUAAUAAAGAAAAUUCCUUAUUACAGGAGGACACUUACCAUCAGAUUGAAACAUCUGACAUAUUUGGAUGACAGGCCAGUGUUUCCAAAGGACAGAGCCUGUGCAGAAGCCUGGGCUAAGGGUGGCCAUGAAGCUGAACAAAGUGAAAGAGAAACAUGGGACACAAAAGAAAGGAAGAAGAUCCAAGACAGUAUUGAUGCUCUUGCCGCAAUCCGGCAAAAAGCUGAAGAGAAGAAAAGGCAGUGGGAAAUAGAAGAAAGAGAUGGAACAUCAGCUGACAGUGAAGAAGAGGAAGUGCCAUCUUCAAGCAGCAGCACUGAGACAGACACUACAGGAAAGGACUCGUGUACUUUGGAAGUGUUGGAAACAAAGGAGAAGAUUGAUAAAUUUGUGAAGGAUAGCAUGGAUGCCCACAAGGAGGCUGUGGCUGAAGGAGCAAUCUUAGGAGAUCAGUCAGGGAGACCAGAGAGUGGUCAUAGAGGUCAUCAUGAACAGGAAGUACAAGAAUCGAGCUUUGACAUGCAUUCAGAUUUUACAUGCACUGCAGAAGAGAUGCCAGUAGAUAAGAUGGCUACACCUGGACUUUUGCUCACUGAACUUGCUGACCCUGCAGAGAUAGAACAAAUUAAGUUGGAUGUACCAGAGAAACUUUUUCUUGAUGAGCUACCUGAUUUGGAAGAUGUAGAUUUGGAAGUCUCACCAGGAGAGAUCUUCACUAGAAAGCCAAGUUCCCCAAAGAUUGAAGUGAUUUCUGAAGCAAGUGAUGGCAGAGACUACAUAGUUGAAAGAAAUACAGACACUUCUAGGAAUAUAGAGACAGAAGAGAUCCCAAUCUCUAUCUUUUCAAACGCAUGUAAGAUACCCGAAGUCUGUCCGAAGGAAGCCAUAGAACCCAUUGUAACAGACCUUCUAACACAACAAGAGGAAGUAUUGGAAGCCGAAGUACAACCAGCAAAACCCUUGAUCGAAGAGAUUCCAGGACCUUUGAAACCAUUAACAGAUGAUGAAGCAGAUGAAUUAAUCCCAGACAUUGUGAAAAACGGAGAGAGCCAUAUUGUAUCUUCUUGCACAGGGAAUAUCUCUGAAGAAGAUACAGAGCCGCAUACUCCUGAAAAUAAAUGAAGAAGUGUUGUAUGAAUUUAUAAAAUAGAAGCCAAGAUAUU
This is a messenger RNA of Podarcis raffonei (Aeolian wall lizard), 2400 nucleotides long. It is a transcript of the gene DNAAF1, whose product is annotated as dynein axonemal assembly factor 1. Gene Ontology annotation, biological process: cilium assembly. Gene Ontology annotation, molecular function: protein binding; dynein complex binding. NCBI's taxonomy places the organism in Eukaryota, Metazoa, Chordata, Lepidosauria, Squamata, Lacertidae. Gene Ontology annotation, cellular component: axoneme. The transcript is spliced from 16 exons. The coding region runs from base 326 to 2359 and encodes 677 amino acids. The record is from RefSeq and is a predicted model, not a curated record.